Messenger RNA from Colias croceus (clouded yellow), 1517 nucleotides. RefSeq lists its product as uncharacterized. The record is from RefSeq and is a predicted model, not a curated record. The transcript has 2 exons. The coding region runs from base 14 to 1225 and encodes 403 amino acids. NCBI's taxonomy places the organism in Eukaryota, Metazoa, Arthropoda, Insecta, Lepidoptera, Pieridae.
UUAAAAUUACAACAUGCUGACCCGCAAGGCGGUGGCCAAAGACAUGGAAAACAAACUAAAGGCCACAUUACAGGAUUUAAAGGCUUCACAAUCCCUGUGUGAACAACUCUUGCUGGAGAGAGAGGAACAUGAACUUGAAAUCCAGAAAAUUAUAAAAAAGAACACAAGUUUGAAGGCCGAGCUAGCUGAACUCCACACUCAAUAUAUAGACAGCCAAAACAAGUGCACAGCCCUCCAAGACAUUGUUGACAGCUUCCAACAGUGUUCCAAUGACCACGAGAAGGCUCUCAGUCGUAUCGUUGAGCUGGAAUGCAGUUUAAUGGAGGUUCAAGAAGAUAACUCCAAGCGCCUAUGCACUUCAUCGAACAGUCUUCUUGGUGAACUGCUUGAAUGUGGACAGUUAAGUGGCUUUGAAAACAAUACAAAAAUCAAGCUAAAUUCACAUAAUAAAUUAAAAAAAUAUCUCAAAUUAAGUAGGUUCAUUAAACGCACUAAAUCAGUUAUGAGAAAUAGAUUUUCAUUAAAAAAUGUAGCACAAUUGCAAAUUAAAAAUAAUAGCCUUUUGAAAGAGUUAGAUAGAUAUCAUAGGGACUUAGAACAUUAUAAAAUGAUGUAUGAGGUAGAAACUACAGAACUUAAGGAGAAAAUAGACUCAUUAAAUGAUACAUUAUAUGACCUCAACCAAAAAUAUUCUGCUGCCCAGUUACAAAUUAAUGAACACAUAAAAGAGGCAGAUUAUAUAUUAAAGUUAAGCAAUGAAAAUAUAGAACGCUUCGAGUCUCUGACCAAUAACUAUGUAUGUAAGUGUUCCAUAAGUGACAAUGAGCAACCGUCGCCCCAUAAGACCAUUGACUGCACUAACAUACAUAGUAUUCAACCAACGGCAACACUUUCAUCUAGUAAAACAAAACAUCUUUCCAUGCAGGAAAUUAUUGUGUUGUCAGAUAAUAUAGGUCAGGGUUUUGGCGCUUUGCUUAACAACUUAGGGCAUAAAGUUACUAAUUUUUGCACUCCUAAUAGUUCAUUUACAUAUAUCAUGAAUUCAUUAGAUAAUUUUAGUUUUAAUGAAAAUAGUAUUGUUAUUAUAUUAUACGGAGAUAGUUUUAAUUUAAAAAAACAUGACAUUGAUAUAGGAUUUCAAAAAAUGUUAAAAAUUAGUGGUGAGACAAAAUGUAAAUUUAUGUUAUGUACAUUACCGUAUUUGCCUGGUUUGACACAAAAUUAAUAUAGGUUUAUCUAUAAUAUUAACUUGAAAUUGUAUAAUUUAACAAAUCAUCAUAGUGAUGCAUUUAUAUAUUUUGACUUAAAUUCCUGUAUAAAAUCUUUUUGUAUGACAAAGAAUACAGUGUAUCUGCCAUUUAGAUAUAAGAAAGAACUUGCUAUGUUAAUAGCAUAUAAAAUUAUUAACCAGUCUGGUACAUGUUCUGUAUCAGACCAUCGAUCUACUAUAAUUUUAUGUAGUAGUAAUUAUAUACACCAACCUAGGUUAAGUGUUGACAGGAAAUUUAGCCCUAAGC